CUCCACCAAUCCCAACGCCGAACCCGACCCGUAUGCGUUCAUAUUUGGACUGCUGGAAACAAAUUGUCACCUUUCACGUUCACGACCACCAGUACCACCACCGGUCUUCUUCCCGAAACUAUCCUUACGCCACGUUUUCACCCUCACUCUCUCCCUCAAAUCUCUCUCAGAUCUAAAUGCUUCAGAUUCCAACCCCAGAAAACCCUAAACGAGAAAGAUUGAGUGAAUUUGGGAUUUGAAUUGGAAUAUGGAGCAGCUGAAGACGAUCGGUCGCGAGCUGGCGAUGGGGUCUCAAGGCGGCUUCGGUCAGUCGAAGGAGUUCCUGGACCUGGUGAAGUCCAUCGGCGAGACUCGAUCCAAGGCCGAGGAGGACCGUAUCGUCCUUCACGAGAUCGAAACCCUCAAGCGCCGUAUCGCCGACCCCGACAUCCCCAAGCGCAAGAUGAAGGAGUACAUCAUCCGCCUCGUCUACAUCGAGAUGCUCGGCCACGACGCUUCCUUUGGAUACAUCCACGCCGUUAAGAUGACCCACGAUGACAGCCUCCUCCUCAAGCGCACCGGUUACCUGGCCGUCACACUUUUCCUCAACGAGGACCAUGACCUCAUCAUCCUCAUCGUCAACACCAUCCAGAAGGACCUGAGGUCCGAUAACUAUCUCGUUGUGUGCGCGGCGCUGAAUGCCGUGUGCAGGCUGAUCAACGAGGAGACCAUUCCGGCCGUUCUGCCACAGGUGGUGGAGCUACUUGGCCACUCCAAGGAAGCAGUGAGGAAGAAGGCCAUUAUGGCGCUUCACCGAUUCUACCAAAAGUCCCCCUCUUCCGUCUCCCACCUCGUCUCCAAUUUUCGCAAGAGGCUCUGUGAUAAUGAUCCUGGGGUCAUGGGUGCAACGCUUUGCCCUCUUUUUGAUCUUAUAACAAUAGAUGUUAAUUCUUAUAAGGAUUUAGUUGUCAGCUUUGUAACCAUCCUUAAACAAGUAGCAGAACGCAGAUUACCAAAGGGUUAUGAUUAUCAUCAGAUGCCAGCUCCAUUUAUUCAGAUCAGGUUGCUUAAGAUUCUGGCAUUGCUGGGAGGUGGUGACAAGCAAGCAAGUGAAAAGAUGUAUACUGUUGUUAGUGACAUAUUCAGAAAAUGUGACUCGAGUAAUAUUGGAAAUGCUGUCCUUUAUGAGUGCAUAUGCUGUGUCUCGUCUAUAUAUCCCAAUCCUAAAUUAUUAGAAGCUGCGGCAGAAGUUAUUUCCAAAUUUUUGAAGAGUGACAGCCACAAUUUGAAGUAUAUGGGUAUUGAUGCCCUUGGUCGAUUGAUAAAGAUAAGUCCUGAUAUAGCUGAACAACACCAACUCGCUGUGAUUGAUUGCUUAGAGGACCCAGAUGAUACUCUAAAGAGAAAAACCUUUGAACUAUUGUAUAAAAUGACCAAGUCCUCCAAUGUUGAUGUGAUUGUGGACCGAAUGAUUGACUACAUGAUAAGCAUUAAUGAUAGUCAUUACAAAACCUAUAUAGCAUCUCGAUGCGUUGAGCUUGCCGAGCAAUUUGCACCCAGUAACCAUUGGUUUAUCCAGACCAUGAAUAAAGUAUUUGAGCAUGCGGGAGACCUGGUGAAUGUUAAAGUGGCACACAACUUGAUGCGGUUGAUUGCAGAGGGAUUUGGGGAGGAUGAUGAUGCUGCAGAUAGCCAGCUGAGAUCAUCUGCUGUAGAGUCAUAUUUGCGCAUUAUUGGGGAGCCAAAGCUUCCGUCUCUAUUUCUUCAAGUCAUUUGUUGGGUUUUGGGGGAGUAUGGAACAGCUGAUGGGAAGUAUUCUGCUUCUUAUAUUACAGGGAAAUUGUGUGAUGUGGCAGAGGCAUAUUCAGAUGAUGAAACUGUAAAGGCAUAUGCAGUUACAGCAUUUAUGAAAAUUUAUGCAUCUGAGAUAGCAGCCGGGAGAAAAGUGGAUAUGUUGCAUGAGUGUCAAUCCUUGGUUGAAGAAUUAUCAGCUUCCCACUCAACAGAUUUGCAGCAACGGGCAUAUGAAUUGCAAGCAGUCAUUAGCUUAGAUGCACAUGCUGUUGAGAAUAUUUUGCCGUCAGAUGCAAGUUGUGAAGAUAUAGAGGUUGACAAAAGCCUGUCGUUACUUGACAAUUAUGUCCAACAGUCACUGGAAAAUGGUGCUCAGCCCUACAUCUCUGAGAGUGAGCAAUCCGGUCUGUCAAGUAUCAGCAACUUCAGAAGCCAAGACCAGCAUGAAGCUUCGAUGCAUGGUCUUAGGUUCGAGGCAUAUGAGCUUCCAAAGCCCCCGAUGCCACCCAGAAUACAUGCAGCUUCACUCGAGCCCUCAACUGAACUUGUUCCAGUAUCUGAGCCAUCUUAUUCUAGGGACACCCACCAGGUUGCGACUGCUCCAUCCAUAUCAGAUUCGGGGUCAUCAGAACUGAAGCUACGACUUGAUGGUGUUCAGAAAAAGUGGGGUAGACCAGUAUACUCUUCUUCACCAUCUACCUCAAAUUCUACUACCCAUAAUACAGUGAAUGAUGUCACUCAAGUAGAUGGUGCAGUCAAUGUAAAUUCAAAAACACGCAGUACUCGUGAUUCAAGGAAACCACAAGUUGAAAUUUCUCCAGAAAAGCAGAAGCUUGCAGCUUCAUUGUUUGGGGGAUCCUCUCAAAUUGAUAAGAGGGCUACUUCAGCUAACCAUAAGAUCGCUAAGGCAGGUGUCCAUGCUGCAGAGAAGGCUCAGGCACCAAAGGCAGCAGUUGUAUCAGUGGAGAAGACAAAUCAUCAACCUUCACCAGACUUGCUUGACUUGGGUGAACCUACUGUUGCAAGUACAACUCCAUCUGUCGAUCCCUUCAAGCAGUUAGAAGGGCUUCUUGAUCCAACCCAAAUUAGUGCGACAUCAAAUCAUGGUGCAGUUGGCGCUACUGAAUCACCUGAUAUUAUUGCAUUAUAUGGAAAUGCCUCUGCUAGUGGGCAGAGCAGCAGUCCUGAGAUUUCUCUUACAACCAACAGGGAUGAUGUCAAUUUCACUGUUGGGUUAUUAGAUGCUACUGUCAGCACUGCACAUGCUGGAACUACACUUCCAACACAAUUUCCUAAGGGUCUGAAUCCGAGAGAUUCCUUGGAAAAAGACGCACUCGUGAGGCACAUGGGUGUGACCCCAUCAAGUCAAAAUCCCAACUUGUUCAGAGACUUGCUUAGCUAAAUUGUUCAGACAGCAACUUUUUAAAUCAGGAUACUCGAAUAUUGAUUGCUUAAUACAUGAAUAUGGUUUUGCAGAGCAACUUGCUGUUUAGUUGGCGAUAUUCAAUGAUACAAUUAGUGAAACAUGCAAGAGACUGAGAUUGGAGGAGUUCAGCCACCAGAAUUAAAACCAACCAGGUACAGAUUUGUAUUUGUUGCAAGGAAAGUGUAGCUUUUGUUAGUAGGAGUAGAGCCAUAGUUAGGAUUGGGGUUUUCCCAUUGAGCAAGUCAAGUUUGUAGCAUUUUCCUGAAAUGCUUGUCGCAGCCGUCUGGAUUAAUGAUUAUUGAGCACUGCGGAAUCAAAAUGCAGUUUUCUGUUCAUGUUUGUAUGGUUUUGGUCCGCGUGGCAUUUGAGUCAUCUUGUACUAAUAAUAACGCUGUAUAAGUGAGUUUUUAUUUUUUAUUUUUGUUUAUACCCAUCAGUUUGUUACAUAUUUCCGUGAAGUACAUUUGCAUCUUCAUCUUGAGAAACCUCAUGUUUGAAUGUGACAUUCAAGAUUGAAUGGUGUAAUGGCGUAAUAUAAUAAUACUGCGGGUGGGUUGAGAUAUGCAACAUCCA
Molecule: messenger RNA, 3772 nt
Organism: Juglans regia (Persian walnut)
Lineage: Eukaryota; Viridiplantae; Streptophyta; Magnoliopsida; Fagales; Juglandaceae
Product: AP-4 complex subunit epsilon-like
Exons: 11
Coding region: 248-3175 (975 amino acids)
Biological process (GO): intracellular protein transport; receptor-mediated endocytosis
Cellular component (GO): membrane coat; AP-4 adaptor complex
Molecular function (GO): cargo adaptor activity
Source: RefSeq, a predicted model, not a curated record